This is a messenger RNA of Cavenderia fasciculata, 3336 nucleotides long. RefSeq lists its product as uncharacterized. Gene Ontology annotation, molecular function: protein binding. The record is from RefSeq and is a predicted model, not a curated record. NCBI's taxonomy places the organism in Eukaryota, Evosea, Eumycetozoa, Acytosteliales, Cavenderiaceae. The transcript is spliced from 12 exons. Bases 1 to 3336 code for a protein of 1111 amino acids.
AUGAGUUUCACCUUUGACACUAGCGGCGGCAGCAGCAGCGGCAGCAGUAGCAGUAACUCCUCACAACAGGCACAAGGAAGUUCAAACCCAACCAACACCAACACUGCUCAUCCAAUCACUGGUGCCAAAGAUGCCUUGAGCUCCGCCGUCACAAUUGGAGGAGGAGAAGACUUUAAUACUCCCACUCAAGGUUCAAAGACUGUCGAGAUAUCAAACUUUUCCAAUUACAAGGAAAGUUUCUAUACACCUAUAUUUCAUUUAUGUGAUUCAAAUUGGAGAUUAUUAAUAUUUCCAGAAGGUAAUAAUAGUCCAGGAAAUAUAUCUAUAUUUCUUGAUUACUAUGAUAUUGGUGUCAACCCAUUAUUUGAAAAAGAUGCCAAUCUAACGUUAACUCUUAUCAAUCAAGGUGACUCGAAAAAGAAUGUCAAGAAAACAUCACAACACAAGUUUUCAUUCAAAGGUGUAAAUUGGGGUUUUGUCAGUUUUCUUUCACUACAAACUUUAUUAAAGACUGAAAAUGGUUUCCUUAUUCAAGAUAAAUUAAAAAUCAAAGUGGAAAUUCAAUCUCAUUCUGGUACAAUAGAUAAAUCAGAUCCAAAAAAUGCAAAACCAUAUGGUAAAUUUAGUUAUAGUUUAACGAAUUUUAGUCAUCAUUUUGAAAACUUUUAUUCUCCAACUUAUUAUGUUUGUGGAUCGAAUUGGAGGAUCUAUAUCUUUCCAAAUGGAUAUUCUUCACCAAAUUAUUUUUCAGUGUAUCUGGAUUUGUUGGACGUCAAGUUUAAACCAUUGAUGAGCAAACAUCUCUUUUUUGCAAUCGAAAUUGUCAACCAAAAAUAUCCUGAAAAGAAUCUAAAGAAAUGGGUCGACCAUCAAUACGACGAUAAAAAUAUGAACUUUGGUUUCCCCAAAUUUGUUCUACUCUCAACACUUUUAAAUAGUGAUCUUGGUUACAUUGUUGACGAUACAAUCAUUAUCAAUAUCGAAUUUACUGUAAUGUCUUCAAAUUGUGAUGAACCUUCUCCAAAUUUUGAAAUUGAUUCAAAUUUAAAUAAUCCAGAUUGUGGAAAGUUUACAUUUCCUUCAAAAAAGAAUCCCAAUAUCGAUCUGCUAUUCUCUCCAACAUUUAAUAUAGCAGGAAGUAAUUGGCAAUUGGUUAGUUAUCCACUCGAAAACUUGACCGAUUAUUUUUCAAUUUAUUUGGAUUUGGUUGAUAUCAAAACUAAACCACUCUUGAGAAAACAUAUAUCAUUUGCAAUUGAAAUUGUCAAUCAAGUUAAUCCUUCAAAAAGUUUUAAAAAGUAUAUAAGUAAUAUUUAUUCAUAUAAUUCAUUUAGUUGGUUAUUUCAAAAGUUUAUGAAGGUUUCAACACUUAAUGAUCCAAAGUAUGGAUUUAUAAAGAACGAUACGAUCAUUAUCAAUGUGGAAUUGAUUAUUAUAUCAUCGGAUUUCUUGAAACCAUUGCCUUUUGAUCACACCAACACCAACCUUGUAGAUAGUCCCAUCAAAAAAUCGCAACAAUUACUCCUUCUUGAACAUUUGAAACAAGAAAUGUUAUUGUCAUCAGCGAAUACCACCAACCAACCAACUGUAAAUAAUACUGAAUCCAGAAUAGCAACCAAUUAUAAUAUUAACAAUAACAACAAUAAUAAUAACACUGCCAAUACCACCAACACUACUACUACUACCACCAAUAACUUUGUUAAUCAGUGUUAUCCAUCGGUAUCUCAUCCAUCUCCAUCAAACUCGAUUGCAUUACCAUAUAAUUUCAUCGAUGAAUGUUCUCACUCCAAGAACCGAUUAAAGGAAGAAUCUGGUUCAUUCUGUUUUGACAUUCACAAUUUUUCCACUCUCGACAAAUCAUUCUACUCUCCAGUGUUUGCUUUAAACCGUACCAAAUGGAGAUUCUAUAUCUUUCCAAAAGGUAACUCUGUACAAAACUUUUUCUCAUUGUAUUUAGACUAUGUCGAUCCAAAGACAAAACCAAAGAUUAGACAAUAUAUUUGUUUUAUUUUAGAAGUUGUAAAUAAGAAAAAUCCUUCUAAAUCUGAAAAGAAAUAUUCCUUCCAUACCUUUUGUUAUAGUAGUGUAAAUUGGGGAUUCAAGAAAUUCAUCUCACUAGAGACGAUUAAAGAUAUGGCAACUGGAUUUAUGGAAGAUGAUACUGUCACUGUCAAGGUUACUAUUUAUUUCUUAUCUCAAUCAAUUUUGGAUACUAAACAUUUAUUGGGAUAUUCAAAUGAAAGAUCAAAACAUCUUAAACUUCAUAUGAACAAGGAAGAUGAUGUAUUGACACCAGAGACAAUUGCCAAACAAAAGACAGAGGAAGAAGCAUACUAUUAUCAUACGAUCAAGUUGACAAUGGAUUCUGAUUUUGAAAAGACCAAUUGUUUUGAUUUGAUCGACUUUAGUAAUCACCAACCAAUCAAGAUCAGAAAGACUUCUACUCUCUUGGAAUUAAAGUUACAAAUCCAAAUGAUCUAUGGUAUCUCUUUUGAAAGACAAAGAAUUUGGUUCUGGGAUCACAAUCCCAAUCAAAAACCAUCAAAGGUUGCAAGAUGUCCUGUUAUUUUAGAUGAUGAAGAUAUUUUUAAUCAAUAUAUUUCUCAUUUUAGUGGACUUGAAAUGAGAUUCCAUUUGGAAGUAUCAUCAGCACCUCAACCAAAUGAUAAGAAUCUAUUCUUUGAUCCUAUUCAAGCAGACUAUUGUUUGAUCUUUUUCAAGUACUAUGACUCUUGCAAGCAAAAGAUUGAGUUUAUUGCCUCCAAGGUAUCAUACACUGUCAUUCCACUGUCUGCUUUUAUUCCGUUCCUCAACCAAAAGAUUGGUAAUACUGUCGACAGUCCAUUGUUGCUCUAUGGUGAAUUCUCAAUGAAUCUGCUCUAUCAACUCGAUCCAAAUCGUACUCUCAAAUCCUAUGGUGUCAAUCAUGGUGAUAUUAUUUAUUGUCAAAAGAUUCAACCAUUAAGAGAGAAAGCUCAAUUACCAUUUGUAUCAGAUUAUUUCAAUUUUGUUUACAACAAGGUUAUUAUUACAUUCCAGAUUUUGAAUUAUAAGAAUAUCAACAAUGAUGCUCCAUUUUCAUUUAAACUCGAAAUCUUAAAGGGAAUGACCUUUGUUGAAAUUGUUAAAAGAGUGGCUGAAGUAGUUCAAACCUUCCCUCAAAAUAUCAAUCUCUAUUCUGUUUCUCAAACACCUCCAACAAACAAUGCUUUAAUCUCACCUGAAGUAUCCAAAGUUUUAUCCAAUUUAUCAUUAAUAUAUUUAAUUAUAAUAUCCAGCUCAACUCAACCAACUCCAAACCCAACCAACUACCAUCAACAUUUAUUUAUCUUUUAA